AAGAAGAAGGCCCUGAACGUUGAUAGUGUCAGUUGCUUCAACACAAGGACAAGAUAUUUAGUUCUGUUUUUAGGGUCAGCAUGUAUAGCAUCGAUAGCAUCAAAUAUGAUUGUUCUAAACUUCACAUUAAUUUGUAUGGGUACAGACUAUAACGAGACUAAUCCGAUGACUGCUGAUAAUCGAGGACCGUACGAUUAUACUCAAUCUGAAAAGUCGUAUCUCAUGUGGGCGGUAGCAAUUGGAACGCUACUCGCCGCGUGGCCGUUUCAUUGGUUUUAUCAAAAAUAUGGUGCUCGGUCAGUGUUCUUUACGGCUGGCAUGAUCUCGACCAUUUCAACAGCAGUGAUGCCAAUUACAGCUGCGUACAGUUGGCACGCUUUUCUUGUAGCUCGGUUCUUCCAGGGAAUAUCAUUUGGCGCAGACUUUGCAGCCAUUGGUCUCAUCGUCGUCCACUGGGCUUCACUUAAGCAACAUGGGUUUUUCAUCUCAUUAUUGUCGUCUUUUUCACAAUUGUCAGUCAUGUUUACAAUGCCGGUCGCCGGCGAGCUGUGCGAAUCAUCAUGGGGUUGGCCAUCGGUUUAUUAUCUGCAUGCAGCUCUCAGUGGAGUAUUGUUUACAGCCUGGUACUAUUACUACAGAAAUAAUCCGGUUGAUCAUCCUUCGAUGACCGAAAUUGAACUCGAAAAAAUUCAUCGCGGCAAGGGAGAAAUCAAGGAUAAGGAAUCAACUCCUGUCAAGGAGAUUAUGACACAUCCUGUGAUGUGGGCAGUUUGGCUAUCAGCAUUCGGUGAACUUAUGAUGUCACAAUUUAUCGUCAUGUAUGCGCCUACCUACCUCAAAGAGGUUCUUGGAUUCCGAGUAGCUCAUACUGGUUACUUUGUUGCGGUACCUCGUGCACUUCACUUAGCCUUCAAAAUUAUUAGUGGAAUAGCAAGCGAUCGAAUCGAAUUUCUAACGGAGAAAACAAAAAUGAGGAUUUUCAAUACAAUCGCCUUAACGGUGUCAGGAACAUUCUUCUGUGUACUUGGCUUCUUACCAAAAGAAUUGGCCAAUUAUGCGCUUGUCUCUUUGCUCAUUAUUGAAUGUUCGACGGGUUUCAUAUGUGGAGGAUUCUACAAAUGUGCUACUCUCGUUGCCAGGCAACACUCUCAUUUUGUACUCUCACAAAUUCAAUUCAUCAAGUGCUUAUCUUUAUUCAUUGAACCAUUACUGGUAUUCCUGAUCUGUACUCAUAACACACUUACGGAAUGGCGAGUAGUCUUCCUUAUCCACGGAGUACUUCUAAUCGGUAAUAAGCAGAAUUUUCCCACUACAAUCUACCUGAAAUCAAAAAUAAUUAGCCACUUUCCAGUUGGAAAUCUCAUCUUCUGCUAUUUCGCCACGGAUAAACCGGCUUCGUUCACUCAUCUCGUGUCUACUGAGGAACUCAAAGAUGUCGUGCCACUAGAACAGCAAAGAUUAACGGCUGCUGAGAUAAACGAGUGA
Ostertagia ostertagi is the source of this 1485-nucleotide messenger RNA. The record is from the annotation of a GenBank genome assembly. NCBI's taxonomy places the organism in Eukaryota, Metazoa, Nematoda, Chromadorea, Rhabditida, Trichostrongylidae.